Messenger RNA from Geodia barretti, 1014 nucleotides. The record is from the annotation of a GenBank genome assembly. NCBI's taxonomy places the organism in Eukaryota, Metazoa, Porifera, Demospongiae, Tetractinellida, Geodiidae.
AUGCGGGGCGACGGAAUUGGCCCCGAGAUCGUCGAUGUGAUGCUCAGGAUACUUCGGGACUGCAACCUGCAGUCGGAGAUCAUCAUGUGCGAGGCGGGAUCAGAGCAGUGGGACAGAAACGGCAGAAGGGACGAGUCGUACAUCCCAGACGGGACCAUGGACAUGCUAAGGGAAGUCGACGCCUGCUUCAAGGGGCCCACCACGACCAUUCCGGUUCCCGGAGCCCCCAGGAGCGUGGCAGUCACGCUGCGGCAGAAGUUUGAUCUGUACGCAAACAUACGGCCCACAAGAACCUACGACAGGCUGACCCCCAACACAAGGCUGGACUGCGUCUGCUUCAGGGAGGCCACGGAAGGCCUGUACGCUGGCGUGGAGGCCAGGAUCACAGAUGAUGCGGCAAUCGCCAUAAGAAAGAUCACAAGGAAUGGCUGCAGGAGGCUGAUGGCCGCCGCAGCAGACUGGGCCAGGCAGCGCCACAUGACAAAGUUUGUAGCGAUCACAAAGAGGAACAUCCUCAAGCAGACCGACGGCAUAUUCUGGGAAGAGGCGCAGCGCGGCGUAAAGGACGUGCCCGGCGCCCGGAUUUCAGAGAUAUACAUAGACAACAUGGCGCAGCAGAUGGUCGUGGCGCCAGAACAGUUUAACGGCGCGGUGCUGGUCAGCACAAACCUGUUCAUGGACAUAAUCUCGGAGCUCGCGUCUGGGCUGGUGGGCUCCAUCGGGCUCAUCUACUCGGCAAACAUCGGCGACUCGUACGCCAUGUUUGAGGCGGCCCACGGCAGCGCGCCCUCCUUUGCGGGGCAGAACCGGGUCAAUCCCACGGCCGCCAUACUCUCCGGGGCGUGGAUGGCCGAGUACCUGGGCGAGGCGCCGGUGCGAGACGCCAUAUUUGAGGCGACAGAGCGCGUCAUCAACGAGGGAAGGUAUGUCACGUUUGACAUAGGCGGAAGCGCCGGAACCGACCGGAUGGCAAGCGAGAUAUCCGCAGUAGCGCAAAAGCUGCUAAGAAGAUAG